GUUUUACAUAGCGCCAAAAUUAGUUGAAAGAUAUUUUUCCUUUACCUUUUCUUUAACAAAUACUGUAAGAGAUAUCUCUUCUCUUUACAGUUUACACUCUUAUCCACCAUGGCAUCUUCUUCUCCAUCCCCUUUCUCUGCUACACUCUCCUUUGCAAAUCCAUCGUCAGUGCCUAGACCCCGAGCUUCAACUUUUUCUGUGCUAAACACAAGAGCUAUGUCCAAAGAUCUUUAUUUCAACCAUGAUGGUUCAACCACAAAGAAACUUCUUGCAGGGGUGGACUUAGUGGCAGAGCUGCUUGGUGUUACAUUGGGUCCUAAGGGGAGAAAUGUUGUGUUGCAUAACAAGUAUGGACCACCCAAGAUUGUAAAUGAUGGAGAGACUGUUCUCAAAGAGAUUGAAUUGGAAGAUCCAUUGGAAAAUGUUGGAGUUAAAUUGGUAAGACAAGCAGGUGCAAAAACCAAUAUCUUAGCUGGUGAUGGCUCAACUACUUCUGUUAUUCUUGCUCAUGGCUUAAUCAAAGAGGGAACAAAGGUUAUUGCAGCUGGAAUGAAUCCUAUCCAAAUUGCUCGCGGGAUUGAGAAGACAGCAAAAGCACUUGUUUCUGAACUUAGUUUGAUGUCUAGAGAAGUUGAGGAUCAUGAACUUAAAGAUGUUGCAGCAGUAAGCGCAGGGAACGAUUAUAUAGUGGGAAACAUGAUUUCCGAGGCUUUGCAUAAAGUAGGAAGAAAAGGAGUAGUGACAAUUGAAAAAGGAAAGAGCAUUGACAAUAGUCUAGAGAUAGUAGAAGGAAUGCAAUUUGAUCGUGGAUAUAUGUCUCCAUACUUCGUCACAGAUCGAAGAAAGAUGACAGUUGAACUUCAAGACUGCAAGUUGCUAUUAGUUGACAAAAAGAUCACAAAUCCAAAGGAGCUACUUAACAUAUUGAAUAGCGCGGUGAAAGAGAAGUAUUCAAUUUUGAUAGUUGCAGAGGGAAUUGAGCAGGAUGCACUUGCUCCAAUUAUUAAAAAUAAACUUAGGGGUGUACUUAAAGUUGCUGCUAUUAAAGCUCCUGCGUUUGGUGAACGCAAGACUCACUAUUUAGAAGAUAUUGCCAUCUUGACUGGAGGUACCGUAAUAAGAGAAGAUAUGAAUUUCACCUUAGAAAAGGCUAGUAUGAAUGUGCUUGGUUCAGCUACCAAGAUUGUCAUAACAAGAGAUUCUACCUUAGUAGUCACUGAUGGCAGUACUAAAGAAGCUGUUGAAAAGAGGGUGUCUCAACUAAAGACCCUUAUUGAGAAUACUGAAGAAAAUUUCCAAAAGAAUAUAAUAAAUGAAAGGAUAGCAAGAUUAUCAGGGGGCAUUGCCAUUCUUCAGGUAGGAGCACAAACACAAGUAGAGUUGAAGGAUAAACAACUAAGAAUGGAGGAUGCCUUAAAUGCAACAAAGUCGGCAAUUGACGAAGGUGUAGUAGUUGGUGGUGGCUGUAGCCUUUUAAGGCUAUCUCAAAAGGUGGAUAGCAUAAAAGAUCUCCUUGACAAUGAAGAGCAAAAGAUUGGUGCUGAAAUCUUCAAAAGAGCUUUGAGCUAUCCUACUAGAAAGAUAGCAAAAAAUGCUGGUGUAAAUGGCAAUGUUGUCAUAAAUAAGGUUUUAUCAGAUGAUAAUAUGAAUUUUGGUUACAAUGCUGCUACAGACUGUUAUGAGGAUCUCAUGAAGGCUAGAAUCAUAGAUCCAACAAAGGUAGUUAGAUGUUGUAUAGAGCAUGCAGCUUCUGUGGCCAAGACAUUUCUAACAGCAAAUGCUGUUGUGAUCGACCGCAUGGAGCUACAACGACCAUUACCACGUAGAAAGCCCAUGGCUAUGCCUAGCAAUCCCAUGGCUAUGCCUAGAAAUCCCAUGGCUAUGCCUAGCAAUCCCAUGGCUAUGCCUAGAAAUCCCAUGACUAGUUCAGGUUUAGGACCACUUGGAUUUUAAAACGAAAAGUUGUACAGUUUAGAAUUCGGCUUGACACCUUCGAGUUACCAUCCAAGUAUUCAUUCAGAAAGACCAAUGAAGAAGCAUCCAAGUAUUCGGCUUUGCAGUUUGCACAAAUGGGAGCAUUGAUCGACAAGGGACGCUCAGUUAGCUUCAAAAACCACAAGCUGUUCAAUUAGUAAGGGAAAUGCUUAAACUUGAAUGACUCCACAACCUAGCAGAAGGAAAAUGCUUGCCUCAAUUAGUAUUAAAAUCAUUUUUGAAUAUUUAUCAAAGUCACCAAUCUUUAUAUCAGACUGAAAAAUAACAUUUUAAAGUCAUUGAUCUGUAUAUCAACCUCCAAUCUUCGACAAA
Messenger RNA from Trifolium pratense (red clover), 2307 nucleotides. RefSeq names its product ruBisCO large subunit-binding protein subunit beta, chloroplastic. Bases 109 to 1953 code for a protein of 614 amino acids. Lineage: Eukaryota; Viridiplantae; Streptophyta; Magnoliopsida; Fabales; Fabaceae. Gene Ontology annotation, cellular component: chloroplast stroma. The record is from RefSeq and is a predicted model, not a curated record. Gene Ontology annotation, molecular function: ATP-dependent protein folding chaperone; ATP binding. Gene Ontology annotation, biological process: protein refolding. The transcript has 14 exons.